UGUUUCUGGGGCCAUAACAUCUCUCUUUGAGUAUUAACGAAGCAAAUUAAUUUAGAAAAAAAGGAAAAGAAGAACCAAACCCUUAACCUCCUCGAGAGGUAAGGAGGUUAACGUCUUAGCUAGGUUUCUUCAACCAUCCUCAACCUCUAAAAACUGAUUAUUUUAUCAAAAAAAAAAAAAAAAAGUGCUUAUAAAUAUCUCGAUAUCCAGCGCCCUACAAUCUCCACUCUUUAUUCUUGUUUUCUUGUUCAUAUGUUGUUUGUGCUUGUUUCUCAUCUAACAUGACCAACACGCCCACCUCUCUCGCAGACUCUUCCCUCGCCCUCUUCUCCCUCGCCAUUUCUUCCUCUGACCCCUGGCCUUUCUCUCUUCUCCUUCUUCUCUAACCUUCUCUCUUUCUCAAUCCUUGAUUUUCUUAUUUCUUGAAUUUCUGUUGUUUUCUUGAUAUGGGGAUUACUGGAGAUAGAAACCAUCAUCACUUGAUCAAUUUCCAUGUCCACUUGCCACAUCUUAACUUUCAUCACCAGGGCAGCAGCAAGAAAGAGUUGAAAGAUAUCCCAAAAGGGUGUUUGGCGAUCUUGGUUGGACAAGGUGAGGAGCAGCAGAGGUUUGUGAUCCCUGUGAUUUACAUAAAUCACCCACUUUUCAUGGAGCUGCUUAAAGAAGCUGAGGAAGAGUAUGGUUUUGAUCAGAAAGGUCUCAUCACUAUUCCUUGCCAUGUCGAGGAGUUUCGAAACGUUCAAGGCAUGAUUGACAAGGAAAAAUACUAUGACCCCCACCACCACCGCGACGUUUCGUGCUUUAGGGCUUGAUUUUUAUCAUGUAAUUGUGCAAAGUUUGCUGUUAGUCAAUUCGUCCCUUCUCUCUGUUUUCUUUUUUUCAAAAUUUUUUCUUUCAAUAUUAUGUUGUAAAUGAUAAUGAUGAAAUAUUGAAUGGGACCGAAAAUGAAAACAAAAGAAUAAGAAAAGGGUAUUAUUGGGCGUGCAAGUAUCCAACUUUAUUGUAAUGCGCAAUAAAGUAGCAUGUGAACUUGUAGGACACUACGGGAAAAAAAAAAAAAAAAAAACUUUUAGGACACGGCUGGAACGUAGAAGGGGGAAGGAUUUCAUUUGAGCCAUUUAAUUAUUAUUAUUAUUAUUAUUAUUAUUAUUA
Molecule: messenger RNA, 1152 nt
Organism: Manihot esculenta (cassava)
Lineage: Eukaryota; Viridiplantae; Streptophyta; Magnoliopsida; Malpighiales; Euphorbiaceae
Product: auxin-responsive protein SAUR32
Exons: 1
Coding region: 447-812 (121 amino acids)
Biological process (GO): response to auxin
Source: RefSeq, a predicted model, not a curated record